AUGGCGUCAGCCUUGGAGCAAUUCGUGAACAACGUGCGGCAGCUCUCGGCACAAGGCCAGAUGACUCAGCUGUGUGAGCUGAUCAAUAAGAGUGGGGAGCUUCUGGCCAAGAACCUGUCGCACCUGGACACUGUCCUGGGAGCUCUGGACAUCCAGGAGCACUCUCUGGGAGUCCUGGCAGUUCUGUUUGUGAAGUUCUCGAUGCCGAAUGUCCCAGACUUUGAGACGCUCUUCUCCCAAGUGCAGCUCUUCAUCAGCACCUGCAACGGGGAACACGUCCGCUACGCCACCGACACAUUUGCCGGUCUGUGUCACCAGUUAACAAACGCCCUGGUGGAGCGGAAACAGCCUCUGAGGGGUGUGGUGGUCCUCAAACAGGCCAUUGACAAAAUGCAGAUGAACACCAACCAACUCACGUCUGUGCACGCCGACCUCUGCCAGUUGUGCUUGCUUGCAAAGUGUUUCAAGCCCGCACUGCCGUUCCUGGAGCUGGACAUGAUGGACAUCUGCAAAGAGAACGGAGCCUACGACGCAAAGCACUUUCUCUGUUACUAUUAUUACGGCGGUAUGAUCUACACCGGCCUCAAGAACUUCGAACGAGCGCUAUACUUCUACGAACAGGCCAUCACCACUCCUGCCAUGGCGGUCAGUCACAUCAUGCUGGAGGCCUAUAAGAAGUACAUCCUGGUGUCGCUCAUUCUCCACGGAAAAGUCCAGCAGCUGCCCAAGUACACCUCACAGAUAGUGGGCAGGUUUAUCAAGCCUUUGAGCAACGCAUACCAUGAGCUUGCACAGAUCUACAACACCAACAACCCGGCGGAGCUGCAGAACCUGGUCACCAAGCACGGAGAGACCUUCACCAGAGACAACAACACUGGGCUGGUGAAGCAGUGUCUGUCCUCCCUCUACAAGAAGAACAUCCAGAGGCUAACCAAGACCUUCCUCACGUUGUCGUUGCAAGAUAUGGCCAGCAGGGUGCAGCUGUCCGGUCCUCAGGAAGCGGAGAAAUACGUCUUACACAUGAUUGAAGACGGUGAAAUCUACGCUAGCAUAAACCAAAAGGAUGGCAUGGUGUGCUUCCACGAUAACCCCGAGAAAUACAACAACCCCGCCAUGCUUCACAAAAUCGACCAAGAGCGUCUGCUCUCAUUCCAGAUGUUAAAAUGUAUAGAAUUGGAUGAGAAGUUAAAAUCUAUGGAUCAAGAAAUUACAGUAAAUCCACAAUUUGUGCAAAAGAGUAUGGGGUCGCAGGAAGACGACGUUGGAAGCAAAACAUCAAGUUACUCUUGA
Messenger RNA from Knipowitschia caucasica, 1290 nucleotides. The record is from the annotation of a GenBank genome assembly. Lineage: Eukaryota; Metazoa; Chordata; Actinopteri; Gobiiformes; Gobiidae.